This is a messenger RNA of Oikopleura dioica, 255 nucleotides long. NCBI's taxonomy places the organism in Eukaryota, Metazoa, Chordata, Appendicularia, Copelata, Oikopleuridae. The record is from the annotation of a GenBank genome assembly.
AUGAAGAUCGUAUUGACCAUUUUCUUUUUUCUCAGCAUUGUGGCUGCUGAUGGAUGGCUCUCAUCGAAUUUAAAAAGUCUCAUCAACAAAUAUUCCAGGAGAGUUAAUGGUCUUGGCCCAACCAUGAGAACUCGAGAUGCCCCGCAUAAUCUCUUCCUCACUACGAAACGAAGCGACCCCGGUUCAUCCUUCUUUCUCCGGAAUUUUAUGACAUUCGAUUACCCACGUGACCAAACUAGUAUUGUUUACAAAUAA